Wasmannia auropunctata (little fire ant) is the source of this 1846-nucleotide messenger RNA. RefSeq names its product iron-sulfur cluster co-chaperone protein HscB, mitochondrial (gene Hsc20). Gene Ontology annotation, biological process: protein complex oligomerization; [2Fe-2S] cluster assembly. Lineage: Eukaryota; Metazoa; Arthropoda; Insecta; Hymenoptera; Formicidae. Gene Ontology annotation, cellular component: mitochondrion. Gene Ontology annotation, molecular function: protein-folding chaperone binding; ATPase activator activity. Bases 807 to 1550 code for a protein of 247 amino acids. The record is from RefSeq and is a predicted model, not a curated record. The transcript is spliced from 4 exons.
GGAGCGCUCCGAGAAUGAGGCCCGCUGACGACUCGUCGAUCCGGUCAAAUUCUGCCAGUCGCGUCGCCCUUGUGACCGCGACUCCCGGUUGAACUCAUAAUCCCGCAACGUCGUCGCACGUCGAAUCGGGGACACCGCGAUGAUCUGCGGCAGAUUAGACGUGGCCAAGGACAGCUGUCCGCUCUCGUCCGUGCCGUGCGCGUACUCGAGUUAACCAAGAAACGAGAAAUGGGCCACUGUCAUCGCGCGUCGACACGGUCCGAUAGCGCCUUAUCGAGGCGGAAAUUCGAGCACCACCUCGGAUAACAAUUUGUUCACGUAGCCCGCGAUAAUCGUAUGGUGCGCGUCAGCCGACGAGGGGAAGGUCCGGGCUGGUCAUCGUUACACGGAAUUUCCCUUCGCGUACCUAGGAGAUAAAAUGAGAUAAAAACGAGGUUCGGUCACCAGCGUUACGUGCACCUCGCACUUCCCUUUCCACCGAAUUACCUCGUGUUCUUCCCACCGAAGGAUAUAGCUCGUCCUGCCUGUCUCGUUCCAAUCUCCGUCGAGAGGUCCGUGAUCUUGUCGGAUCACGGAGAGGAGUUUGACGUUUCUCCCUUCGGAAAGCGUGACGAGGGGAAGAUCCACAGCGAUUGGAAUCCAGCUGUCGCGGCUUGUAUCUUCGAACGAUCGUGCAGUGAUUGAGCGAAAAGAGGCACUCGAACGAUCGAGAUUGAUCGAUCCGGCGUGUAUUUGCGAACGGGGAACAAAAAUUUGUAUUAUAUUUACAUCGUUUUGUGAAAAAGAUUAUAAAUCACCCUGAGAAAAUGUUCUUGGCGAGAGUCAUUAGAAAAUCCGCGGUGGCGGUGAGCCCGGUCAAGCAGAAAUGUAAGCUGUAUUCGCAUCACGCACCAUCGAGGACUACAGUUCAUCCUACCAUCCCUUUGGGGUCGUUGCGAUUUUGCAGCGACAAGCCGCCCAAGUGUUGGAAUUGCGACUACGUGUACAGGUCCGAGCUGUUCUGCUCGAAGUGCAAAGUGCUGCAGGAAUUGCCGCAGAACCUGAACUAUUUCGAUAUCAUGGGAAUCAAGAGGGAUUACAAUGUGGUGAAUGAGGAAAUUCACAAGAAGUAUAGGGAGCUGCAGAAAAUGCUGCACCCCGAUAAGUUCGGUAACAAAACUGAGAAAGAAAGGCAAAUCUCAGAGAAGUUGUCGUCUCUAAUAAAUAAGGCUUACAGUACGUUGGCGCAUCCAUUAAAACGAGGAUUGUAUAUGUUGCAAUUAAAAGGUAUAUCAAUACCAGAAGGCACUACCAGCCUGAAUCCAGAAUUCCUCAUGGAGAUUAUGGAACGUAACGAAGAGAUAGAAAACGCGAUAGAGGACAAAGUUAAGGUCUUGAGACUAGCCAAAGAAUCUAAGGAACUGCUCGAUACAAUGUCGAAGCAAGUGGCAGAGGCCUUUAGUAAAAACGACAUUGAAAUGGCAACAAAGAUUUUGAUAAAAAUGAAAUAUUACGAUACCGUGGAUAUUAGAUUAAAGAAACUAAAGCACGAUUUAGGUAUAGUAGAAUAAAUAUAUAUAAAUAUGUUGCAAUGCUUUUGCAAAUAUUCUUUUCUCUCACACGAAAAAUUUUAAUAUCCCCUUGCUCGCUGUAUAAAAUGUAAACUAUGUUUUUCUAUUGUAUUACAUACAUAUACAUCUAAUGUGAAUAGAUUUUUGGAUCUUAGAACUCUUGUAUAUAUGUACAAUCGCAUUUUAUCACGUUGAUAAACUCGUUUAGUUGUAACAAAUCGUAGGAUAAGUUUAUAUAUAUUGUUAUUUUAAUUGAUUUAUUUUAGAUAAUGUAAAUAUAACGAGAAUUGAAAAAA